AUGCUUGGGGAUGUAGUAUUUGAAAUCUGAGAAUCCGGGCGGGUGGGCGAACGCGUGUUAAGCCAGAAGGGGCUGGACUUAGUAACAACUUCCCGAGCCCAUACGAAGAAGGCGUAGCAGUUGAAUGGAAACCGCUUCGCUCUUGCAUCUACCACGGUAUUUGAUCGUCGGCAUUGUUGCUACGCUCGAUCCGAGUACACCGUGCGUUUCGGUUUGAAGGGUGGGGCAGCCGUUGUAACUAUACGGAGACCUUAGAACUUAUCUCAAGAUGAGUGGCAGCAUUUACGUUGUAAAUGUCUAUGGGCUCCGGUAACCACUCAACACCAGGCGGCGUGGGGGUGAAGGGGUGAGUGCGGCGUGAGGGGAACUGAGGAACUUUUCUCCGAGCUCUGAUUGCAAAUGUGAAUUUGUGUAAGUCUGAGUGGAAAGAGUGUUCCCAGUGAAAAGGGGUAAUGAGGCGGUAGAGUGAGGCCGAAUUAGUUGUAACCCCACCACUGUACAUUAGGACACGUUAUGAAAAUAAUUGUGGUAACUCGAAUAGUUAAUAAGCGUGAAAAUUGGAAGGAUGGAGCAUUGACAAAGGAAGCGUGGCGACUAUAAAAUCGAAUUGCGGCUUCGAAUGUUUCAUACGAUCGACAACCAGCUUUGUUGCCGUACACUAACUAACCAGGCCUAAGCAUGUUCCAAUACAUUGCGAUAGCGUGUUUACUCGGAGUUGCAGCGGCGGCACCAUCGGCGACUCCAACAGCAGCAGCUUAUGUGGCGGCAGUCGACAGCGUUUCGGUACCGCACUACGGUUUCAACUACGCUGUCAACGACCCCCACACCGGCGACAACAAGGCACAGACAGAGUCUCGCGACGGAGACGUUGUGAAAGGCUCAUAUUCGCUCACGGAGCCUGACGGCACCAUCAGAGUAGUGGACUACACUGCAGACUCCGUUACUGGAUUCAACGCUAACGUGAAACGGCUCGGGCCGGCUGCACACCCGCAGACGCUUAUAACGAAACAGGCGAUCGUCGCGCCGGUUGUAACUCACGCUGUCGCUUCUGUGGCACACGUCCCAACUAGUCUCAUAUCUGUGGGAAUAGGCCACGGACACGGCGGCCACCAUUACGCAGGUCUAGGUCAUAUUGGCCACGGACACGGCGGCCACGAUUACGCAGGUCUAGGUCACAUUGGCCACUAUGGGAUAGGCCAUGUUGGACACGCAGAUCUUGCUCAUAUCGGUCAUGGACAUAUCGGCCACCUCGGCUUAGGGCAUGUAGACCUCGGUUACGCUGGAAUCGGUCAUCACGCCCACGUAGGUCUCGACCACAUUGGCCACAUUGGUCUCGGUCAUGGAGGUCUCGACCACAUUGGCCACAUUGGCCUUAGUCAUGGAGGUCUCGACCACAUUAGCCACAUUGGCCUCAGUCAUGCAGGUCUUGACCACAUCGGUCAUGGUCUCAGUUUGAAGCAUUAGGCAUUUUAAAUUUGAAUUAUGGUACCUACGAAAUAAUUUAGCCGCGCUUUUACUUGAUAAAAAGCGGACAUGACUUUUCUAAUAAAACUUUGAACAAAAUCAACGUUUAUUCUUUUCUGAAAUAGGAAAUAAAACACAAACCCCUCACUACACAAAUAUUUAUUUAAUAAAUACCAUCAACAUAUCCAUUUAAAUGCACAAAAUAUUUGAGCGAUUACACUAAGUCCCGGGGGUCAGUAUUCAGAAGACUGCUAUAAUUCAUUUACACGUAUGAUUCUAUCGUUAAUCCCGAGGGAAUGAUUUCGAAGGGUCGCGUUUCAUAAUUACGUCUUAGGAAUCCGCCCUUCCCCGAAGAGGAACAAACAGAAACGGUCCACCAAAUACGCGAACAACAUAUCAGCUAUCAAAACUUGCACGAGUAUCACCCGAUA
Molecule: messenger RNA, 1895 nt
Organism: Bombyx mori (domestic silkworm)
Lineage: Eukaryota; Metazoa; Arthropoda; Insecta; Lepidoptera; Bombycidae
Gene: CPR57
Product: cuticular protein RR-1 motif 57
Exons: 7
Coding region: 679-1464 (261 amino acids)
Cellular component (GO): extracellular matrix
Source: RefSeq, a predicted model, not a curated record